Molecule: messenger RNA, 3512 nt
Organism: Vicugna pacos (alpaca)
Lineage: Eukaryota; Metazoa; Chordata; Mammalia; Artiodactyla; Camelidae
Gene: CAMKK1
Product: calcium/calmodulin dependent protein kinase kinase 1
Biological process (GO): protein phosphorylation; CAMKK-AMPK signaling cascade
Molecular function (GO): ATP binding; protein serine/threonine kinase activity
Source: RefSeq, a predicted model, not a curated record
CGGAGACCGUCGCAGGCACCCAGGUUCCCCAUAAGGCUGCACAGAGGACCCCCUUGACUGGCGAUGGAGGGGGGCCCAGCAGUCUGCUGCCAGGACCCCCGGACAGAGUUGGUGGAGCGAGUGGCAGCCAUUGACGUGGCCCACUUGGAGGAGACAGAUGGCAGCCCAGAGCCCACCAGGAACUGCGUGGACCCUCCACCGCGGGCCAGAGCUGUCUCCGUGAUCCCCGGCAGUGCUUUGAGGCACCCCGCAGCCCGGCCCAGCCUCUCGGCCAGGAAGUUCUCCCUGCAGGAGCGGCCAGCAGGGAGCUGCCUGGAGGCCCAGGCUGGGCCUUAUGCCACAGGACCUGCCAGCCACAUCUCCCCACGGGCCUGGCGGAGGCCCACCAUCGAGUCUCACCACGUGGCCAUCUCAGACGCAGAGGACUGUGUGCAGCUAAACCAGUACAAGCUGCAGAGUGAGAUUGGCAAGGGUGCCUAUGGCGUGGUGAGGUUGGCCUACAAUGAAAGUGAAGACAGGCACUAUGCAAUGAAAGUUCUUUCUAAGAAGAAGUUACUGAAGCAGUAUGGCUUUCCACGUCGCCCUCCCCCGAGGGGGUCCCAGGCUGCCCAGGGAGGACCAGCCAAGCAGCUGCUGCCCCUGGAGCGGGUGUACCAGGAGAUUGCUAUCCUGAAGAAGCUGGACCAUGUGAAUGUGGUCAAGCUGUUCGAGGUCCUGGAUGACCCAGCUGAGGACAAUCUCUAUUUGGUGUUUGACCUCCUGAGAAAGGGGCCGGUCAUGGAGGUGCCCUGCGACAAGCCCUUCCCUGAGGAGCAAGCUCGCCUCUACCUGCGGGACAUCAUCCUUGGCCUUGAAUACUUGCACUACCAGAAGAUCAUCCACAGGGACAUCAAGCCGUCCAACCUGCUCCUGGGGGAUGACGGGCACGUGAAGAUCGCCGACUUCGGCGUCAGCAACCAGUUUGAGGGGAACGACGCUCAGCUCUCCAGCACGGCCGGGACCCCAGCGUUCAUGGCCCCCGAGGCCAUUUCUGAUUCCGGCCAGAGCUUCAGUGGGAAGGCCUUGGACGUGUGGGCCACUGGGGUCACGCUGUACUGCUUCGUCUAUGGGAAGUGCCCGUUCAUCGAUGACUAUAUCCUGGCCCUGCACCGCAAGAUCAAGAAUGAGGCCGUUGUGUUCCCAGAGGAGCCAAAGGUCAGCGAAGAGCUCAAGGACCUGAUUCUGAAGAUGCUAGACAAGAACCCUGAGACGAGAAUUGGGGUGCCAGACAUCAAGUUACACCCCUGGGUGACCAAAAAUGGGGAGGAGCCCCUUCCCUCAGAGGAGGAGCACUGCAGCGUGGUGGAGGUGACCGAGGAGGAGGUCAAGAACUCAGUCAAGCUCAUCCCCAGCUGGACCACAGUGAUUCUGGUUAAGUCCAUGCUGAGAAAGCGUUCCUUUGGGAACCCGUUUGAGCCCCAGGCGCGGAGGGAAGUGCGCUCCAUGUCUGCUCCGGGAAACUUACUGUCGAAAGACGGGUGUGGCGAAGGAGGUAAGAGCCCAGAGCUCCCUGGCGUCCAAGAAGACGAGGCUGCGUCCUGAGCCCCUGCAUGCACCCAGGGCCUCCCAGCAGCACGCUCAUCCUGCGCCUCCAAAGGCCCACUGCCUUCAUGCCAACAGCCGCCCCUGCGGGCAGGGGGCUGGGGACUGUGGCCCCUCUCCUGGCCCCCCUCCCCCGUCGUGCUGCAUGACCUCCGCGCGUGCGUUCCAGGGACAGGAUUGGAAUGUGUGUCAUCUGGGGUUUGGGGGGCAGGGGUCCUGCAAGGCCUUUCUCCUCAUCCUGGCUCUCCCUGGUGGGACCCAUCGUAUGGGGAAGCUGGGUGACCGUGGUGCCUUAGGAACCCCACCUGGCUGGUUGGCAAGGUCCUGGGGCGGAAGGCAGGAAACCAAGAUGGCAGGUGGAAGCCUGGUUUACCACCACUGCAGAGACCUCCGCUAACUCAGGGGCCAGGUGGGCGUGGCUCAGCUGCCACACGCACAUGGAGGGGUGUACCCUGCCCCCCUCGGGAUGCUGCCAGAGCUCUUACCUACUGAGAACACUGACAUGGAGGCUCUGAGCCCUUGGUGGGUGUUCCUGGGCCUCACUGGGCCUGGGGCCAGCAUUGGAGAAUCCAGAUUCCAUUUUUGUUAUCUUUUACUUUUGUCUAUAACUUGGCACAGGAGCUGGAUGCCAAACUCUGUUUGGAAACACGUAACAAGCUUUCCUUCAGCUUUGGGUGGUUCCCAGCGCACCCACCAUGAUCUUGGCAGCCAAGUAGACUGGACUCACCUUCCUGGAUUGUGUUUCAUGCUUGACAUUGUCCGGAGAAUGGGCUAAGUUGAGGGUCUGAGCAGAGGCCUGAACCAGGAACACUACCCUUCCCAGCCUACCUCCCUCCCUCCUGUGUGGCUUCCCAAAGCCAUGGCUGCAGAAGACACGAGGGGCUGACAUCCACCGAGGGCCCUGAACUCAAAGAGCUGUGGCCUUGCAGAUGCUGAAGUAACUGGAAUCCAACCUCCGAUCCCGAGCUGGCCUCCCCAUCUGGUCCUGGAAGCUGCCCUCACAUUCCAGUGAUGAAGGACCAACUGCCCAGGUUGGAGUUUGCACUAGAGGCGGGACCCUGGUGGGGCAUGCACGCUGGCAAGUGGCCUCGGAGAGGUGGGCCUUCCGCCACUGCCUCACCCCAGGACAGUCACCAUUCCUCCUGGUUGGAGCUGGAGCAGACCUCUCUCUGCAAUCAGUGGCUGGCUGGCUGGCUUGGCUUUGAUGGACCAAAUGCUCAAAAGACUGACACCCUCCAAAGGGAAAUAGAGCAGGACUCAGAUACCUGCCCUGAAAUCAUGGGCCAAACAAAGGAUUUCAGUCGCCUGCAUGAGGUUGCCAUUUCAGGAGCGCUUUGUCAAGAAGGAGAGGAGGCGGGGCUGGAGGAAUGCCGCGUCCCGAGUCUCUGUGCCUGUGGGUGUACGUCGCGCCUCCACGCACAUACCCCGUGCGUGCCCAUCUGCUGCACACAGCAUGUCUUGCACUGGCACAUGCAUCUGUAAUAUAGUUUCUAUGUCUAUUUAAGGCUCUGAGCAGAACGUGGCCCGUUGUCACUGGGUCCACAUUUCUUCCUGCUCCUCUGCACUAAGGCAUUGUAACCCAGGGCUUAAACAAUAAUUCGGAACUGUUCUUAGCACUUUUAUAGAGUUCAUGGGAGACCAUUCAUCCAUCAGCAUGUUUUCCUGGAGCAUCUCCAUGCUGGAGCUUGGAGAGUGGGGGUUUCAGGGACCCCCCCCUGCCCCUCACAGAGCCCAAAGGUGGGCCCAGCUUCAUGGCCCGUGUUGGAGCGCCAGUGGGGUGGCUCACUCCAUGGCUGAGGGUUUUGGUUGGUAUCAUUGUUUCUGAAGGUAGCACAAGGGAUGGACAAACUCCAUAAGAGUGUUUUAAAAAUUAACUUCCCAGGAAGUGAAUUAAAAACAAUAAAAGCCCUUUCUUGAGUUUAAAAAAAAAA